This is a messenger RNA of Lachancea nothofagi CBS 11611, 2004 nucleotides long. The record is from the annotation of a GenBank genome assembly. NCBI's taxonomy places the organism in Eukaryota, Fungi, Ascomycota, Saccharomycetes, Saccharomycetales, Saccharomycetaceae.
AUGACCGACGCAAACGCCAACGGAGAUAGCGCCGGCGGCGCUAAGCCGGAGAUCGCGGUGAACGGAAACGGCAACGGCAACGGCAACGGCGGAAAGUCGCCGUCCGCAACGACCGCUACGCCGACGCCGGAGGACGAAAAAGAAAGGCCGAAACAGGAGGAGGGCGACGCGUCGCCGGGGCAACCGCAGGCACCGCCUGCAGCGGUGCCUGCAGAUCCAACGGCUUCGGCGGCCAAUGGCACUGCACUUGCCAACGUCGUCAACAAUCCAAACCUCACUCCGGCGCCAGCACCACCGCCGGAACCCGAUAUGGACAAUUUGCCCCAAGACCCGUUGCCCAAACAUCAAAACAAACAUGCCACCACUGCGGUCAAGGCCGUCAAGCGUCUCAAGGACGCUCGGCCUUUCCUCCAACCCGUAGAUCCCGUGGCACUCAACGUGCCACUCUACUACAAUCUCAUUCAAAGGCCCAUGGAUCUCGGCACCAUCGAGCGCAAGCUCCAGCACAACGCUUACGAGACUCCGGAACAGGUUUCGGCAGACUUCAAGCUCAUGGUCGAAAACUGCGCCCGUUUCAACGGCGAAGCGUCUGCAAUCGCCCAGAUGGGUCGCAACAUCGAGGCCAGUUUCGAAAAACACAUGCUAGGAAUGCCCACGCGCGAUGCGCCACCGCGGCCGCGCGUCAAGCGGCGACGCUCCGAGCUAGAGACCCCAGUGGUAAUCCGUCGCGCUGAAUCCUCUCUCAACGGGAGACCCAAGCGCGAAAUUCACCCUCCCAAGUCCAAAGACAUUUACCCAUACGAGACUGCCAAACCACGUUCCAAGAAACACCAAACAGAGCUCAAGUUUGCGCAACAGGUCGUCAAGGAACUCAUGUCCAAGAAAUUCAGUUCUUUCAAUUACCCAUUUCUGGAGCCGGUGGAUCCCGUGGCACUCAAUUGUCCCACGUAUUUCGACUACGUCAAAGAGCCCAUGGACCUCGGGACCGUGCUUCGCAAACUCAGUAAUUGGGAAUACGAAAAUGCCGAUCAAGUGGAAUCCGAAGUGCGUUUGGUAUUUAAAAACUGCUACGCGUUCAAUCCUGACGGUACUAUUGUUAAUAUGAUGGGUCAUCGUCUAGAAGACGUCUUCAGUGCGCGAUGGGUCGAUCGCCCCGUGGUCGCUGACGAUGAUUCGGAUGAGGACGAUGAAGACGGUGAAUCCGACUAUUCCAGUGACGAAAACGGAAUUGACGGCGGUGCAGGUGCUGGUGCAGGUGGCGCUGGUGCUGGCGCCGGUGGUGGUGGUGACGACAACGAUAUUGAUGAAAGUCUCAUCACCAACCCAGCUAUUCAAUACUUGGAGCAACAAUUGGACCGCAUGAAAGUGGAACUUCAAAAUCUCAAGAAACAAGAACUGGAACGCAUUCGCAAAGAACGUAGACUCGCCAGAGGAACCCGUAAGAGGCGUACGGGGCGCAAGAAAUCCAAAACCGAUGCCGGGAACGGGCAUGGAAGGCGCAAAAAGAAUAAGCUCAAGACUGUGGUCACGUACGACAUGAAAAAAAUCAUCUCCGAAAGAAUCAAUGACCUGCCGGCUUCUAAAUUAGAAAAAGCCGUCGAAUUGAUCAGGAAAUCGAUGCCGGACAUUGGUAAAGACGAUGAGGUCGAACUAGACAUUGACAUGCUGGAUAACACCACAAUUUUGACUCUAUUCAACACAUUUUUCCGCGAAUACGCUACUCAUAGUAAUGGCAAUGGUACAGCCUUGGACGAUUCACUACUGAGUAGGAGUUCGUUGUCUCCAAAUUCAUCAGGAUCCAAGAAGUCCAGCAGGCGGAGAAGUAAAGCCUUGAGCGAACUAGAACAAAACAAACAGAUUGAAAAAAUAAAAAAUAAACUAGCCAUAUUGGAUGGAGCUUCGCCCACUAACUCGAAUGCCUUCAGCAACCUUCUUGCGGGUGAUGACUCUUCCGAUGGCGAUGAUGAUGAUGAUGAUUUAAGCAGCGAAAGUGAAGAAGAGUAA